AUGGAAGCUUCAUCGCACUCCAACAUUUGCGAGGAUGCACAUGUUAUCGAGGAGGCCAUGGAAAGAGAGUCCUCAAGCUUUUGCUUUUUUUUUGUUGGCUUUUCAAAAUCGAUCCCAUUGUUUGAAAGAAAUUCGUUUUUGACCGAACCGUCUGAUUUGAACACAAAGUCAAUGGAGUGGAUGGCCUCUUCCGACUUGCAAAGGUUCUCGGCCAAGGAAAUGGAUGUAACAUCCACUUCCGUUAUCACACCUUCGGAAUGUAUAAGGCCUGCAGAUGUUUGCAUAUUUGACUGGGGCUUUAGCAAAGGCGAUUGGCUCAAGGUAGACGACGGCUUUGGCGACGGGGACCCAUUUCCGGACUGUGUUGUAGAGGGCGUAGAAGACGCAAAUGUCAUGAGGAAUAAUAAAUAA
Messenger RNA from Mitosporidium daphniae, 411 nucleotides. RefSeq lists its product as uncharacterized. The record is from RefSeq and is a predicted model, not a curated record. Bases 1 to 411 code for a protein of 136 amino acids. Lineage: Eukaryota; Fungi; Microsporidia. The transcript has a single exon.